CAAUGGGAGGCGGUCUACGGGCUCUCCCCCGACUCCCCCGCGCCCCCCGCCAACCUCUCCUUCCCCGCGCACGUGCCCCCCGCGCCCCACCUGGACGACUGCGCCAACCGCACGCACUGGCGCUGGCAGGUGGAGCAGCGCGGGGCGGACUCCUCUCCCCCUGACUGGACUAACCCCUCCGCCUGCUGCGGCUGCGCGCCCCAACCGCCCUGGGUACGAGGCACAGACGCGGCCAAUCUAGCUUUGACGCGUGUGGCGCAGAGGGACAUCUGGGCGAGCCAGUUCCCACCCGCCAACUGCACUGGGCAGCGCCUGCUAGUGGCCCCGUGGCCCGAUGCGGCCACGCACCCCAUCGGAGUGCAGCUGCUGGUGGCGACGGCAUAUCUGAGCAUGGCCAUGCACCACAACCGCACGCUCGUCAUGCUCCCUGGCUCCUUCUCCCGCGCCAACCACUCUGCAUGCAAAGCUGUAGGGCAGGAGGGGUCGUUCGACUGCUACUUCCUGCCCAUGACGGCACAGGCCUGCACUGACAGGGCUGUCGCUGCAAUGGCCGCCACAGCAGCAGCAGCACAGGGCACAGCGGUAGGGGCAGCAGCAGCAGCAGCAGCAGGAGCAGAAGUAGAAGCAGGGGCAGCAUCGGCAGCAGCUCCUGCGGCAGCAGGGGUGGGUGCGGAGGGAGUGGCAGGGGAGGGGGUGGAGGAGGUGGUGGUGGUGGCGGAGGGUGGCAGCAAGGCCACAGUGCUAGCAUCGGAGCAGCCAGUGGUGCUGCUCAAUGAUACCUCUCACCGGGACGACUGUGAUGCCGUCAGGCUGUGGGGCUCGCCGCAUCGCAACCGUCCGAGUGUGGUGGAGCUGGCGGGCAAGAUGCACCCACUCAACGAGGCCCAGCUCAAGCUGCGCUGGUGGCAGGCACAGGCACUGCGCUUCCUGCUGCGCUGGCCCUCCUUGCACCUGUGCCACGCCAUCAACCGCAUGCGCCACGCGUCCUACGGCCUCUCAGUCGCCUCUCAGGUGGCAGCAGUGACCACACAGCGUGCAGCCAUCAUCGCAGCACUAGCGAGCAACAACGUGCACCCCGCGUACGCGUCCAUGCGCAUGAACGGCAGCGACGAGGCCAAGUACCUGCAGUCCUUCAACUUCUCGCACUCGCAGAGCCUCGAGGCGGACGUGUGGCCGGGCGAGGGCUUUGAAGGGUGCUACCAGUACAAGGGCCCGGGGCCGGCACGGGUGGAUCGCGUGUACGAGGCGGUGGGGCGGGAGGUGUUUAUGAUGCGGCCUGUCGUGGGGCUGCACGUGCGACAGGUGGAGGACGCGGGCAGCAAGGCUAGUGUGCGGUCUCUGGCGGGGUUCAUGUUCUCGCUCUAUGGCAUGCGCAAGCACGUGCCCUCGCUCACUCAUGUGUGGCUCAGCUCCAGACUGCAGCUGGACAUAGAGCACUCGAAGCAAUUCCCCGACUGGAACUUUCUGCACUCAGACCACCCGCGGCAGAGCGCCCCGCAGGCAGUAACAGAGUACGAGAAGCAGGUGGGGCUGCAGGUGAGCGUGGGGGCGAGCCUGGCGAACCUGCUGGUGGCGGCGGAGAGUGACUACUUUGUGGGCACGCUCAACUCGCACUGGAGCCGCCUCAUUGACGCACUCAGGAGCACCAAUGGCCGCCUCUUUGCUGGGUUCGUGGCCGUGGAAGAGUGGUGA
Molecule: messenger RNA, 1692 nt
Organism: Closterium sp. Naga37s-1
Lineage: Eukaryota; Viridiplantae; Streptophyta; Zygnematophyceae; Desmidiales; Closteriaceae
Source: the annotation of a GenBank genome assembly